Messenger RNA from Aricia agestis (brown argus), 1013 nucleotides. RefSeq names its product complement component 1 Q subcomponent-binding protein, mitochondrial (gene P32). The record is from RefSeq and is a predicted model, not a curated record. Gene Ontology annotation, cellular component: mitochondrial matrix. Gene Ontology annotation, biological process: cytosolic ribosome assembly. Lineage: Eukaryota; Metazoa; Arthropoda; Insecta; Lepidoptera; Lycaenidae. Bases 82 to 903 code for a protein of 273 amino acids. The transcript is spliced from 5 exons.
UCUAGUGGCUAGUGUGCCUUAUAUUUCGAUUUUCUUGAAAUUAAUUUUAAAUUCCAGAAUAAUCGACAGAAAUUAACUAAAAUGAGCGGAUUAGUAAGAACAGCUCAUCGGGUAAUACAGUCCUGUGUUAAAACUUCAGGUUUUAAAGGAGCCAUAAUUUCUCGAACUCAAGCACCAGUAAAACGUGACUUCACCAGAGGAAUAUGGCAUAUGACUUGUUCAAAGCGCAUGGACAGCACAUCGGCAGCUUCCAACUUGCUCGCUAACCACUCCAAGACAUGCAGCUGCGGUUGCGGGAAGGCGAUACACACUAAAGGCGAAAGAGAGCUUGUAGAGUUCCUGACAGAAGAAAUAGUUGCAGAGCGGAAAGCUCAGAAACUCAAGUCCUUGCCAGCGGAGGUUGAGGGCUUCAAAGUACAGGGGGACGGAGCAGAGGUGGUCCUUACUAAAGAGGGCAAAGAUGAAACAAUCAAAAUCACGUUCAAUGUGAACCACACAGUGGAUUCUGAAGAGUUUGAUGAUGUUCAGCCGGAGAAGCAGGAGUUCUCGGAGAUGAGGUCCAAGCCACAGUUUGAGGUGGACAUUGUGAGGGGUGACUCAACGCUCGGCUUUACAUGCUCCUUCCUGCAGGACCCACCAAGCACCAAUGCUGAAGAGUACAAUGACAUUUUCGGAAUUGACGAGGUGACACUUUACAAGGGGGAUUGGUCUGACAAAGUUUAUGCAGUCGCUGGGGAUGUUCUUGACGGUUACUUGUACGAUCUGUUGAUGAAUCUUCUAGAAGAGAAGGGGAUUAGCAACGAGUUCGUACAGAAGCUGUCGGACUUCAGCACAUCGUACGAGCACACGGCAUACAUCAACCUCUUGGAGGGAAUCUCCAAGUUCACUAUUGGGAAACAGUAGAUUCUUAAAGCCCGCUACGGACGGAACAUAAUUGCAUAGUUUGGUCACAGUAAACAUGUACUAAAAAUGAAUAUACAGGGUGUAACAAAACUAAGUGAUAAUACUAUAGG